This is a messenger RNA of Trypanosoma cruzi, 1356 nucleotides long. RefSeq lists its product as uncharacterized. The record is from RefSeq and is a predicted model, not a curated record. Bases 1 to 1356 code for a protein of 451 amino acids. The transcript has a single exon. Gene Ontology annotation, molecular function: histone H4R3 demethylase activity; sequence-specific DNA binding. NCBI's taxonomy places the organism in Eukaryota, Euglenozoa, Kinetoplastea, Trypanosomatida, Trypanosomatidae. Gene Ontology annotation, biological process: positive regulation of translational termination; protein hydroxylation; negative regulation of gene expression. Gene Ontology annotation, cellular component: nucleus; cytoplasm.
AUGGGGUUUGUGGGGGUGGGGGAAAGGGGGAAAAUGUGCGUCGAGGUCAAGCAAGGCGGGGGUACAUGCGUGCUUGAGCUAGAUGGUAGAACUUUGACGUUUGAGAAGUUUCGUGAGUGUUGUCUCGAGCCAAACGUUCCGGCCGUUAUUCGAUGUGCUGUUCCCGAAUGUGAGACGGGCUCAAAAGAGGGUUUUGUUUCUUGUUUAGAACGUAUGACGUCACGGCUUGCGCCUAUGAGCCUCAUUGACGCAUAUGGGGAAGGUCAUCAUGUGCCAACAGUGGAAUUCAUGACUGGAACAAACUCUGACUCUGACCAAUUUGAGUGCAUGGAGUGUCGUAUGAGGCCAUUGGGCGAGGUCAUGGAGUGCUGGCGUCGGAAGGAUGGGGUGUUGUAUUUGAAGGAUUGGCACAUGCAAUUGGAGUGGGAGUCCCAAGGGAGAGCCACCGAAAGAACUUCAGUUGAGAAGAAAGCAAUGAUCGAUGGGUAUCAUUGUAUUGUGCAUGGUGAUGGUCUUUAUCAGGUUCCUGAAUACCUGGGCCAUGAUUGGAUGGAUGACUUCUGCCGCUGCUUGGGAGGUGGCGAGGCAAAUUAUUGCCAUUUUGGUGACACAGAGAGUGAUUAUCGUUUUGCAUACAUUGGGCCGCCCUCCAGUUGGACACCCUUGCACUUUGACGUAUUUGGAACAUACUCCUGGUCAUUGAAUGUGUGCGGGGAGAAACUGUGGUUUUUUCCGUCACCGGAAGGUAACCAGCGACUUUUGGAAACUAGUCUUUAUGGUCUGAUGUUGCCCGUUGACAUUCGAACCACUACAGGCACUGAGCUGUGGGCGGUACUGCAGCGUCCAGGAGAUCUUGUGUUUGUGCCCAGUGGAUACCUGCAUCAGGUUCAUAAUGUGAGUGGUCCACGAUUUCUUUUGCCUCCUAAAAACACCUUGCGACCUGACGACGGAGCGAAUCCCAAAAAGGCCAAGGUGUUAGAUAAUGACGACACCGGGAGCGUUUCUUUGGUGAUUUCCAUCAACCAUAAUUGGUGCAAUGAGUGGUGCGUGGAACGAAUGGUGGAGGCCUUCUGUCGGGACGCCAAUCGAUUACAACGACUUUUGACUGAAGAGGACCGCGUCCUGCUUUUUGGUGAAGAUUGCACGGCGUGGCACAAACACGUGGAAAAUUUGCUGAUUGGAGGCACAAACUGGAAUUUUGCCUGCAUUCGUAGUUUUUUGAAGCACAGGCUUGCCUGCCUCAGCAUUCAGAAUGAUGGAAAAGGUGCCGAAGUGGGGUUGAGACGUCUUCUUAAAAAAUGCCUUGCGGAGGUUGAUGCUGUUGAGUUGCGCAUCACUCACACUUGCGGAAGUUGA